Candida tropicalis MYA-3404 is the source of this 1482-nucleotide messenger RNA. RefSeq lists its product as uncharacterized. Bases 1 to 1482 code for a protein of 493 amino acids. Lineage: Eukaryota; Fungi; Ascomycota; Pichiomycetes; Serinales; Debaryomycetaceae. The record is from RefSeq and is a predicted model, not a curated record. The transcript has a single exon.
AUGAAGGUGGAACUUCUUCACUUGAUGAAGGUGGAACUUCUUCACUGGAACUUGGUGGGACCUCUUCACUGGAGCUUGGUGGAACUUCUUCACUGGAACUUGGUGGGACCUCUUCACUGGAGCUUGGUGGAACUUCCUCUGAUGAUGAAGGUGGAACUUCUUCACUGGAUGAUGGUGGAACCUCUUCACUGGAACUUGGUGGGACCUCUUCACUGGAGCUUGGUGGAACCUCUUCACUGGAACUUGGUGGGACCUCUUCACUGGAACUUGGUGGGACCUCUUCACUUGACGAAGGUGGAACUUCUUCACUGGAACUUGGUGGGACCUCUUCACUGGAGCUUGGUGGAACUGCCUCUGAUGAUGAAGGUGGAACUUCUUCACUUGAUGAAGGUGGAACCUCUUUCACUUGAUGAAGGUGGGACCUCUUCACUUGAUGAAGGUGGAACUUCUUCACUGGAACUUGGUGGGACCUCUUCACUGGAGCUUGGUGGAACUUCUUCUGAUGAUGAAGGUGGAACCUUCUUCACUGGAACAUGGUGGGACCUUCUUCACUGGGAGCAUGGUGGAACUUCCUCUGAUGAUGAAGGUGGAACCUCUUCACUGGAGGAUGGUGGAACUUCUUCACUGGAACUUGGUGGGGACCUUCUUCACUGGAACUUGGUGGGACCUCUUCACUGGAGCUUGGUGGGACCUCUUCACUUGAUGAAGGUGGGACCUCUUCACUUGAUGAAGGUGGGACCUCUUCACUUGAUGAAGGUGGAACCUCUUCACUUGAUGAAGGUGGAACCUCUUCACUGGAUGAAGGUGGAACUUCUUCACUGGAGCUUGGUGGAACUUCUUCACUUGAUGAAGGUGGAACCUCUUCACUGGAACUUGGUGGGACCUCUUCACUGGAGCUUGGUGGGACCUCUUCACUUGAUGAAGGUGGAACCUCUUCACUGGAACUUGGUGGGACCUCUUCACUGGAGCUUGGUGGGACCUCUUCACUUGACGAAGGUGGAACUUCUUCACUGGAACUUGGUGGGACCUCUUCACUGGAGCUUGGUGGAACUUCCUCUGAUGAUGAAGGUGGAACCUCUUCACUGGAUGAUGGUGGAACCUCUUCACUGGAACUUGGUGGGACCUCUUCACUGGAGCUUGGUGGAACUUCCUCUGAUGAUGAAGGUGGAACCUCUUCACGGGAUGAAGGUGGAACUUCUUCACUGGAGCUUGGUGGAACUUCUUCACUUGAUGAAGGUGGAACCUCUUCACUGGAACUUGGUGGGACCUCUUCACUGGAGCUUGGUGGGACCUCUUCACUGGAGCUUGGUGGAACUUCCUCUGAUGAUGAAGGUGGAACCUCUUCACUUGAUGAAGGUGGAACCUCUUCACUGGAUGAUGGUGGAACUUCUUCACUUGAUGAUGGUGGAACUUCACUGGAAGAAGUUGGUGGGGGACAAGGUACUGGCUUUCCGUACCAUGUCCAAUCACAACAUGCAGUAA